Molecule: messenger RNA, 2847 nt
Organism: Anopheles marshallii
Lineage: Eukaryota; Metazoa; Arthropoda; Insecta; Diptera; Culicidae
Gene: chm
Product: histone acetyltransferase KAT7
Exons: 8
Coding region: 1-2847 (948 amino acids)
Biological process (GO): regulation of DNA-templated transcription
Cellular component (GO): nucleus
Molecular function (GO): zinc ion binding; histone acetyltransferase activity
Source: RefSeq, a predicted model, not a curated record
AUGCCGCAGCGGAAAAAGUCCACAAGCACGGAGUCCAGCAGUGGCAGUUCGACUGACUCCAGUUCCAGUGGGACGGAUUCUUCUGGAGGAUCCGAUUCCGGAAGUUCAAGCAGUGAAAGUGAUUCAUCUAGCUCAAGAGAACCGUUACCUCGUCCAACCAGUAGCAACAACUCCGCACUUCCCGGAGCAACGAGUGGAAAUGUCACACAAUCGAAAACGAAUGACAAAAUUGUAAGACGACGAAGUUCCGAGGUCGGAGGGGCUACAAUCAAACCCGGCAGUAAGCCAGAUGCAGCUAAGGAAAAAUCACUACCACUCAAACAACAAAAACUUUCUAAAAGUUCUAUUUCAUCGAGCGACGACGAUGACUCAGGGCCCGAUACCAGCAAAUCGACUACGGCUGGCAAAAAAGGUCCAAAUACUGAAAUAGGAAAGAAAAAAUCCAAUGUUGCCUCUGUUCAGGGCAAGGAAAGAGCAACGGGAUCGUUACCGAUCGGUGGUGGUAAGGUUCCACCGUCCGUCAUUAAACAGCAACAUCAACAGCACCAUCAAAAUGCAGCUCCCGCAACAAAGGGCGCCGUAAAGGCUAGUACGGUAGUAAAAAGUUUACACAAAUCAAACAACAACGGUGCCAGUGCAGGAACGGGGGUGAAAAAACCGACUGCAAAUGCGGCUCAAUCACUAACGACACCUGCCAGCAAGGGCAAAAAGAAGAGUAUAUUUUCGCCGGUCAAUUCAUCGGAAUCGGAGGUGGAAACGACACCGGAAAAACCGGACUUACAAGAUAGACGGACGUCCAGUUCCAGCUCUACCAGUGGGAAUGUCGCUUCGGCUACGAACACGGGAGCGGGUUCCGAUGUGUUUGACAAGAAUCCUGCCGGAAGUGGUACCACUGGUACUGCUGCAUUGCAGCGUGGGCGUGGUCGUCCUCGAAAGGCAUCGCAAGUUGGUACACAAAACAUCACGGGAUCAAAACCGGUCGGGCAGGUAAAGCCACAGGUGAGCGGUUCGAGUGGUAUAACCAAAGUUGCCAGCCCAACCGCCGUUCCAUCGUCCAAGUCGAUUAAAUCCCCCAUAAGGGCACUCUCCUCAGCCACGUCUAGUUCGAGUGAAUCAUCCUCAAGUGGAUCAUCGGACACGGAGACGGAAUCCUCCGAUGACUCGUCGCCGUCGAUCAGUGCAGCAGCUGCACAGAAUUACAAGAAGUCCACCAACACGAUGAAACGGGUGCUCGAAAGAACUCCACAGAAGAAUGACACGAAGGAUGGUACCGCUGCUGGUUCGGACUCGGAAACGGAAACGUUGAAACAAACGAGAAAAUUAACUCGCUCGGCAAGCACACGCAAAUCAAAACAUUUGCUUGGCAAGAACGCCUCCGAAACGGAUUCCGACGUAGACAGUGUGAAGAAUGCCGCCUCGAAGAGUCCGGUCAAGAAAGCUCCCACCGUUCCGUCGAAAGGUAAGGCAAAAAAUAAUAUUGCCAACGCGUUGUCCAGCAAACGGGCGAACGAUAAACCGAACACGAAAGAACUGCUCAUCGAGGAAGCGCCGAUCGAGCGCCGUUGUCCGCUGGAAAAGUGUGACUCGCUGGGGCACAUGGGAGGUCAGUCCGAGAAACAUUUCACCCUGGAGGCGUGCCCAAUGUACCACAAUAUGACGAUCGACCAAACGAAGCAACUGCUGCACGAGCGCAAACUACGUGAGGACGAUCGGCGACGAUCAAUUCCGGUGUACGAGAAUUCGAAAAAGAUUCAAACACCGGAACAGAAGCUGUACGCUCAAAAGAUCCGUGACUUGCGGGCACGCUUCAAACCGUCCUCUCCACCCCCGAUGGCGGAACGUCCAAAACCGUUGAUCGAUCGCGAAGGAAAUGAAGUUAAGCCCGAACCCAACAUCGAAGGCAUUGUGCCGGACUAUGAUCUGCAGUUGUUCCGCGAAGCGCAAGCACUGGCUAGUGAAAGUAUUGAAAAAGAGCUAGGCGACAUGGUGACCGGGAAAGGUACGAAAUACAUCUCUAUGGGACGGCACUGUAUGCAGGUGUGGUACCAGUCGCCGUAUCCGGAUGAUGCGACGCGAUUACCAAAGCUGUAUCUGUGUGAAUUCUGCCUGCGGUAUCAAAAGUCGGAAGUGGGAAUGAAGCGCCAUGCGGCCAAAUGUGUCUGGCGGCAUCCACCGGGUGAUGAGAUUUACCGCAAGGGCAAGCUUGGCGUGUGGCAAGUGGAUGGUAAACGGCACAAGCAGUAUUGCCAGCAUCUAUGUUUGCUGGCGAAAUUCUUUCUCGACCAUAAAACGCUGUACUACGACGUGGAACCGUUUCUGUUCUACGUGAUGACGCUGGCCGAUAGUGAUGGCUGCCAUACGGUGGGGUAUUUCAGCAAGGAGAAAAAUUCAUUCCUCAACUACAACGUGUCGUGUAUCCUUACAUUACCACCGUACCAAAGGAAGGGCUAUGGCCGGUUGCUGAUCGACUUCAGUUACCUAUUAACACGAGUGGAAGGUAAAAUUGGCUCUCCAGAAAAACCUCUAUCUGACCUGGGAUUGAUAUCCUACCGCUCGUAUUGGAAGGAUGUAUUGUUAGCCUACUUAUGCUCUCGACCUGGGACUACUCUCAGCAUAAAAGAUAUUUCACAGGAAAUGGCAAUAAAUUCCUACGAUAUUGUCAGUACACUGCAGGCUCUUGGUAUGAUGAAAUACUGGAAAGGGAAACACAUUAUUCUGAAAAAACAGGACGUUCUGGAAGAGUACGAGGAACGUGUAAAGCGUCGCGGCAACAUGCCCAAGAUUGAUCAAUCUUGCCUAAAAUGGACACCAUUUGUUGCACCCACCCCGUCAACGCCAUCAUCCUAG